Dichotomopilus funicola is the source of this 2766-nucleotide messenger RNA. RefSeq lists its product as uncharacterized. The record is from RefSeq and is a predicted model, not a curated record. The transcript has 5 exons. NCBI's taxonomy places the organism in Eukaryota, Fungi, Ascomycota, Sordariomycetes, Sordariales, Chaetomiaceae. Bases 1 to 2766 code for a protein of 921 amino acids.
AUGCCGCUCAAGGCCCCACCCCCUGAGCUGUCCGCAAGCAGGCGAGCCAUUGAAAAUGCCUUCAAAGAUCUGGAACGCACGAUUUCCCCAGCCGAGUCCCGGGACUUUGCGUCGACAACUCUCGAAGACGUCAGGCGCGCCGCCUUCGAUCUCGAACGGCAGCUGGCUGCGCGACAGUCCCUGCGCAACAUGCGCCGUCUCGAACCCCUUUUCCAAGGCCUGCACCACUACGCUAAGGUCAUCGAAGUGCUGUGCAAUGGAACGCCAUACCUACCUUGGAUCUGGGCCCCUAUCAAGUUCAUCCUGAAGAUCUCGAGUGACUAUACACAAGCAUUCGAUCGCAUUAUCAAGGCUUACUCGCAAAUCGCCGAAUCCUUGGGGAGGUUUCAGCUUCUCGAAGAGUCGUUCAAAGGAAAGCCACAGAUCUUUCCUGUAUUCGUCAUAUUCUAUAUCGAUAUCCUGCGAUUCCACAAAGCUGCCUACAAGUUCCUCACUCGUCACCGUUGGAAAGUCCUCUUCAUGACAACUUGGGGUCGAUUUGAGCGUGAAUUCAAUAUUAUCCUUGACAAUCUCACACGACAUCAAGACCUCAUCGACAAGGAAGUCAAUGCACACAACAUUAUUGAAGCCAGAGCGAUGAGGGAGACCCUGAAGUCCUGGAGGGCUGAGUGUCUAGACCAUCUAGUCAAGGACCAGAAACAACUGACGGUCAAGCAGUUGCAGGGCGUCAUGACCUGGCUCCGGCUAGACGAAUCGGAUCAGAUAGUCCUUUUCGACUCGCUGGACAAGGUUGGAGAAAAGAACCCCGGAACUGUCAACUGGAUCUUGAAGAAGCCCCAGGUGGCUUCCUGGCUCGGACCAACUCCAGAUACCCCAUUCUUGUGCCUCCAAGGCGCGCCAGGCACUGGAAAGAGCAUCAUCGUCGCCCAGCUAGUAUCCUUUCUCAACGCAUCCAAGAGGUCACCCGUCAUUAGGCAUUUCUGCUCCUACACUCAUGAGUCCUCGACACGUUACGAUCAAGUCAUCAAGUCUUUGCUUCUUCAACUCGCUCAGCACAGCGCCGACCUCGUGGCCCACAUCCAUGAGGAAUAUGUCGGCAGCAAACAGGCCACCGUUCGCGCCCUCGAGGAGCUGCUCGAGAUAGCUGUCGGCCUGUUGUCCAGUAACGACCAGCGCUGCAUCCACAUCCUCCUGGAUGGUCUGGAUGAAUGCCCCAUCGAUAAGCAACGGCGACUCCUUCGAUUGAUGGUACGCCUCACCGAGGACAAGAACAUUAACUGCAAGGUCUUGGUAUCGCGCCGAGAUGCGUACCCGCUUCCACCGAAACUCCGACAGUGUGUCUUCUCAUUUGCUGACGAAAAGGCCUGUCUGUGCAAUGCGAUUUCCACAUAUGCUCGAAAUCGCCUGUCGGGCGCCACGAUACGCGUCAGACUAGGGGAGUUGGGCAUCUCAGAAGAUGAGAUGGACGGCAUCUCGUCUGACAUUGGAGAGAGGGCAGAUGGUAUAUUUGCAUCCCUCUUCCCACCUUCUGCUUACGAGAAAUUGCUCUCUCGUACUCUCUCCAGCCUCGACGCUCGCUCGGCCCUCCGCCUGAAGGCCAUCUUCGGCUGGAUUGCUUUCGCCAAACGCCCCCUCCGAAAGGCAGAGCUGCAAUCUGCUCUCAUGUUUCAACUAUACGAGUCGGUAGGCGAUCGACCCGUACCACCUCACAUACUUGAGGCUUGUAAACCCCUGGUCGAGGAGCGUCGCGACUCCUCCCUUGCUUUCAUCCACAGCUCGGUCAAAGAAUAUCUGCAAAGCGACGUCUGUGAUACGUCUAUCCGGAUGGACAAGCAGUCAAUCCACUGGGAUCAUGUCGUUGCGUUGCUUCAUUGUGUCCGCGCAGCAUUCGAUGUCUUCACCCCUGGCUUCCCCCAAAACAACCGUCAAAUACAGGUCAUACGAGGAGUCUGGGGUUUCCUCCCUUUUGCGACCGAGUUUUGGGCUGUCGAGUUGCAAGAAUUGAUUGCCUCUCCAACCCAGACCUGGCAUCCGCGGCUUCUAAGCAUUUCCUCGGAACUCUCAGAUGUGUUGGCAACAGCGCAACUAGGCCCUGAUUCCACGUUGUCGGGGCUGCAGGCCCAAGAACAGGAGCUAAUCCGGUUAUACUUCCCUGGCCUAUUGUACGACAUGGCACUUAGUCUGCAAGCUCGUGGCUCCGGACACCGGGUUGCCGCAUCAGGCCCAAGUGUCAAUCUAGUUUAUCCCACACGGAUGAAUCACAUCUUUGAGAAUUACGAAGCGACGGUACGGCAUAUAGUCGAAGCCCAAGACCACUCCGAUGCGGUCUCAUCCGAAUUCCAACUCUUCUGUUCCAAUUUUGGCGGCCACGCGUACCUGUGCCGCUUUGUCUACUGCGUUCACGCCAUAUCGGGCUUCAACAGCAACGGGGAGCGUACAAUCCACGAAUCUGGCCACAGAUUGAGUUUCCUGUGCCCCGAGUCAGGAUGCCAAUAUCCCCCGUUCAACUCACCCAAAGCCCUAAAAACGCAUCUAUUGGAGAAGCAUCAGGAAGACAAAAGGAAAUGCGUUCGAUUUAGGGGGAUACGACUAAUCGCGACUACUCAGCAGGGUGGCGCGCCACACCUGAACGCGCAACAGGUGAUUUGGGACGAAGAACCUGCAGAAAAAGCCGACCGUGAAGCCCAUUUCCGAAGUCUCCUCGCCGGGCCAGCAGCAAUCUUCCGCAGCAGAGGAUGGGGACAUCUCCGCAACAACGUUAGCUGA